Periophthalmus magnuspinnatus is the source of this 4712-nucleotide messenger RNA. RefSeq names its product myoneurin (gene mynn). Gene Ontology annotation, biological process: regulation of transcription by RNA polymerase II. The record is from RefSeq and is a predicted model, not a curated record. The transcript is spliced from 9 exons. The coding region runs from base 104 to 2305 and encodes 733 amino acids. NCBI's taxonomy places the organism in Eukaryota, Metazoa, Chordata, Actinopteri, Gobiiformes, Gobiidae. Gene Ontology annotation, molecular function: RNA polymerase II cis-regulatory region sequence-specific DNA binding; protein binding; DNA-binding transcription factor activity.
CGAAAUCUCGGAGUAAUGGCUGGAGAUCUCGGAUAUUAGAAGGUGGGAAAGCCGCUCCCUAAAACAGAAGACGAUCUAAAUCAAAUUACUACUUUGGACAGCCAUGGCUCAGGUGGCGUCCCAUGGGAAGCUGCUUCUUCAGCGUUUGCACCAGCAGCGAGAGAUGGAUGUCUUGUGUGACAUUACCAUCAAAGUCAAAGAUACCGAGUUCAGGGCCCAUAGGAACAUUUUGGCUUGUUUCAGUAAAUACUUCAACUCUUUAGCCACAAAAGGUCAAGAUGUGGCAUCCCUUGACCCCGAGAAGGUCAGCCGCUACGCACUGGAGAAACUACUGGAGUUUGUCUACACUGGACAAAUGAAUCUCAGCAGCACUCGUCACAGUGCAGUCCGUAGAGCUGCUGUAUUUUUGGGAAUGCCUGAUGCCAUAAAAAACUUCCCAGAUAUUUCGGAAUCCUCCGAUCCAACUGAAUCAUCUCAAUCCGAUGCCGAUAAAGAACCGGGUGCAGCUUCUCCAAUGAGCCCCCAUGAACACCAAUCAGAGGACAUCCCAAACUCUCCACUUUCUCUUUCCAUCUCAUCGGUGACUGGUAAUUGGGCAAUGGACGAAGAGGGGGCGGAGCCUGAAGAGGGCGAGGAAGACUUGGACAAGCUUAUAGACGAUGAUGUUGAGUAUACGCCAGGGAAAAAGAGGGCUAGGAAACCCAAGACGUUUUUUGGUUGUGAAGAUGGUGAAACAGCUGAUUUGGGUGAGGAAGCUACUACCACUGCGGUGCGUGGAAGAGGACGUGGUAGGGGGCGUGGCCGACCUCCCACUGUCAAAUCAGAAGAUGCGUUUGUAGAUGAAGCAGAUAAAGAUGCUCAAGACAUUUGGGAUACGUCAGCUGAUUGGAGCCCAUCCCAGGACGAUUUUGAUGAAGCUCCGCCCAAAAGGGCCAAAUAUGGUGGUAGGAGGGGGCGGGGUCGAAGGGGGCGUGGCCGAGGAAGAGGAAAGAAGAGGAGAUUUGACGUAUUAUUGGAAGAGGAUGGAGAGGAGGGAGGAGAGAUAGGAGAGGAUGGGAGGGAGUACGGAGAGCAGGAUCCAUCAGAGGCCAAUGAACAAUCGCUGUCAUGCACCGAAUGUAAUAAAGUUUUUAAAGAUCAGAGCAGUUUGAGACGACAUGAGAAGAUCCACAAAGGACUGAAGCCGUUCGCCUGCAUCUUCUGCUCAAAGACGUUCAGACAAGCAACGCAACUCAAGACACAUCUACGCAUACACACAGGGGAGAAGCCGUUUGCCUGCUCCAGCUGUGAUAAGUGUUUUGCUCAGAAGUGUCAGCUCGUCGCCCAUCGGCGGAUGCACCAUGGAGAGGAGAAGCCCUACACGUGUGAGCGCUGUGGGUUCAAGUUCGCCACCUCCUCCAACUACAAAAUACACAUCAGGCUGCACACAGGAGAGAAGCCAUAUGUGUGUGAUAUCUGUGGACAGGCGUUCGCUCAGAGCAGCACUUUGACCUACCACAAACGUCGCCACACGGGGGAGAAACCCUAUCAGUGCGACCUGUGCGGCAUGUCAUUCUCUGUGUCCUCCUCCCUCAUCGCACAUGCCAGGAAACACACAGGCGAGACUCCGUACAAAUGCGCUCAGCCUCAGUGUGAGUCAAAGUUUGUUACAUCGUCAGAGCUGAAGAAACACAUGAGGAGGCUUCACCCCGAUGGAAACAAUGGCGUUCAGUGUCUGUUGUGUGGAAACAGAUUUGCCAGUGUCAAAAACAUGAUCAAACAUCAGGAGAAAGCCCACGCUGACGAAGUGAGGCAGCACAAGGAGAGGGCUCGAGCAGUCGUCCUUUUAGCUUCCAGUCACCCGGUUGCCUUCGUUCAGAGCAAACUGUCCCAGGACCAGAAGAGCCUCGUCUUCACCGAACCUUCAAACCCCGAACCCACCACACCUGGUGCCAAAACAGACAUCGCCAUGGAAACCGAAGACAACACCACCACCCACAUAGCCAUGGUCACCGACACCGCCACUCACACCGCUGCCGGCAUCUCCAUGGACCCGGGCACAACAACAGUCACCAUGGAUACGAGCACGGCCGCCGCCCUCCUGCAGGAUUUCAAAGCAGAGCCCACUCACGCCCCCAUCACUUCAGAGGAGGGAGGGCAGGAGGUGAGUUUUGAGGCAGGGGCGGAGCAAACUAUCACGUCUGAUACGCUGCACGCUUUGGUGGAACAACUUCGGCCGACCUCCCCCGCCUCAAAUCUCGAACAAAUCGUCAUAAUUCAAACUGUGGACAAUGCGGAGCAAGGGCAGACGCCAAGGAGCACAUAGUUUGGGAAAAAUACCAACAAAAUUAUCUAGAGAUGUCAGAAUAUUGGAUUAAUCAAAGGUUGUGUAAUAUUGUUGUGGAGUUGUACAGUUAAUGGUAAAAAAAAAUUGGAUCUGUAAAAUAGGGUAGGCAUUAUGUAGGGCUGCGAUGAUUUAUCUGAAUAAUUGUGACUAGGGUUGUCAAAAGUAUCCAAUCAGAUACUAAUCAAUACAAAAACUAGAUACUCUUUUGAGCAAAAAAAUCACAUCACCAGGACAAAAUUAGAGCUUUUCCCUUUUAGUCUGUUUUUGAGCUUUAUCAGAAUGAUGCAUACAAGACCUCAUGCUGACAAAAAGAAAGAAGUAUUAUUUUGGGUGCGAAAAUUGGUAUCGAAGUUGAGUUUGAAAAUUUUAGUUUUGUGACAACACAGAUUGUGACUAGUCAACUAUUAUCUAAAUAUAAUUAUUUUAGUUAUCUGGACUAUACAGACACCAUACCAAAAGACCUUUUAUAAUAAGGCCAUCCACAAAAUUAAAUCAAAAUGUCAAUAAAGAGUAAACAAUUUCUGGUUUUCAUCAAUAAUAUUUCAACCUUUAUUUGGUUAAAAACGUAAUUUAAAAAUAAUAGAAAUAAUAGUUUGACUUAUCACGUAUUGAGAAACUAAUUGCUGCUGACUAGUCUACUACAAUAAUCAUUAGUCCUUCGACUGGUCAGGCUCUGACGUGCUGAGUGCAAGUGACGGGUGGAUUUAACCAAUCACAGGGAAGUACAACUCUCAGAACAUCAUCUUGUGCAAAUGUAUAGAUACUAAAUUGGCUAGGCUCUAAGAAAUUCAUAUAAUGUUUUUACCAUAUUGAGGACCCGUAGUAUAAUGCCGCAACAAUACUAGAAUAUGAAUAUAGUAUUUCCUGCUAUUGUAAUGACUUCUGUACAGUGUAGUGUUAUUUUAUAUGGGCUGAAGUGCCCUACUACAAGUCCCUCUCAAAUGCAUAAAGAUCCUUUACUUUGUAAGUGUCAUCGUUACCUGAAUUACAUUGGCCUAAAUCCGGAUUAACCUACUCUAUACCAGGACGACUCCAGAGAAACAAGAACUGGAUUACAAGUAUGGAAAAUCAAGGCUGAAAGCUUGGGAGAUCAGACUCCUACAUCGUUUAUAUGUCUAUGUAUAUUUGUAUGAACUUGGUUAUAAAGAGCCACUGAUUUGUCUUUGCUUAAUUUUUUGUUUAGGGAUUCAUCAGUCCAGCUUUUUCAGUUCCUAUACCAAUGGCUUUACAUAUCUGCCGAUACCAGUAAAGGGACUGAAAAUUGCUUUUUUUUCUCUCCUGAAAAACACUGCUAAUACAAAAUGAAAUGAAUUGUGCAUAUAAUGACAUUUAUCCUGCAAGUAACUACUAAAGAGUUUAGCAAGAAUAAAAGUUCAAAUGUGGGACUUUAUGGGCCUACAUCAUCCAGUAAAGUGUUAUUACAUUAAAUUAAAGGUCCAUCAGAAUAUUGGCUGGACCGCUAUCUUAGAUCCAAUAUAUGAUCCAGUAAAUGUACCUGUAUCACUGCUGAUAUCCGAUGCCAGUAUCGUAUCGGUGCAUCCCUAAAUGUUUUGCGGUUGUGUUGCAAUCAAUACAAUAGCCUAUAGUCUAUAAGUCAUCAUUGUCUGAUUAACAUUGCAGUGAGCUACAUUAAGGGUUUAUAGACUUUCUUAUCAAUAGUUCAAAUUAAACCUGGUAUAAACUUUUCUUUUUAUUCCACACAUUUCUUUAUAAACAUUGGUAGAUUAUUAUUAGAGAUUGACCGAUAUGGGGUUUUUCAUGGCUGAUGAGCUCUGCUGAUAUUUUUGGGAUGAUGUAGAGGGCCAAUUUUGAUAAAUUUUUAUUAACUAUGAAAUUUAAAUUUACUUCUAAUUUAUCCACAAACCUAUAAGUGAGCAGUGUUUUCAUGUUUUGUGCUGUUAUUUCUUCGCAUUAAAGUGUUCAAAUAAAGCUUUGCAUGUACUCAUUAGGCAGCAGUCUGUGCUGGAGAUUUAAGGCCGAUAGCUGAUACGCUACAAAGUCAAAAAUAUUGGCCGAUUUAGCCGAUAUAUCGGUCUAUCUCUAAUUAUUUUGAAACUUUUUAAAUUUAUUUAUACAUUUUUCAUCUGUAGUUAACCAGUGUCUAUUUUUUAUUAAUUUUAAUUUAAAAAUACUAAAAUGCUUUGGUGAUUUUUAUUUUAAUUUUAUUUUUUUUACCAAGCCUUUAUGUUGAUCACUACAAAUUUUCCUUGUAGCUGAAUUAAUUGUGCUUAAUAUUUUAUUUUUAUUUGAUUCUUUAGCCUUUUCAAUGAACUUAGUUGCUGUAUUAGUUUAAUUUUUGUUAGGUGUUGGAAUAACAUGUAAACAAAUGUGAAUGACUUAUGACUUGUAACUACUGCUACACAAUGUAAAAUAAAAUCUAAAAGGG